AUGCGGCAGCCCAAACGAUGGGGUUCACCCAUCUCCUUCCUGCGACGGGCCGGCUUGCAACGUCGCCGUCACUCGGCUCAUGACGCCACGCGCUACGAGCUCGUGAUGCGCAGUUCUGGGAGGUGCAAUCGGCGUCUACAGCUUCCCGGUGGAAGUUGCAUGAAUGUGGGCUCGGAGGUAACUGGUAUGGAUUCAAACGUCGGCCUCAAAAGCCGAAGAGGUGAAAGGUUUCCAAGUCUACGAUUGGCAAAUGGCCGCGUCGUCCACCGGACACCUUCGGAGGAAGAUAUCCGUUCUCCUCGCGGCGGUCUCCAGAAGGAGGACUCGAUCAAAAUGAGUGUGGAGAACACGAACACGUGCACGGACUCCCUCAUAACUGCAGCUGAUGAAGAAGCUUUAGUUAAUGACUACAUUACUUCAGACAUGAACUAUAAAGAUGGCUGUCCUAUCCCUGCUGUUGUUUCACGAGAAGGGACCGGAGAAAAGGACGACAUUAGUCUUUAUGGGACCCCCAAAGAAGAGGUGGGGCCAGCGCUGAGUGAUGUCAAGUCAUCUUUCAUGCGGGUCCAACUCGAGUCUUUAUUCCAACCGUCUGACAACAAGUUAGCUAUGAAACUGUUUGGCAGCAAGAAGGCUCUAAUGAAAGAACGGAUACGCCAAAAAGCUGCGGGACACUGGGUUAUCCAUCCCUGCUCCCAGUUUAGGUUCUAUUGGGACUUAUGCAUGCUGUUUUUCCUGGUGGCAAACCUCAUCGUUCUACCAGUAGCUAUUUCAUUCUUCAAUGAUGACCUAUCAGCUCGCUGGAUUGCUUUCAACUGUCUUUCUGACACCAUUUUCCUUUUAGAUAUUGUUGUGAAUUUUAGAACAGGAAUAAUGAAUCGUGACAAUUCAGAGCAAGUGAUUCUUGAUCCUAAGCUUAUUGCUAAAUACUACAUCCGAACUUGGUUUUUUCUGGACCUAAUUAGUUCCAUUCCCUUGGAUUAUAUUUUCCUCAUCUUUAACCAGGACUACAGUGAUAAUUUUCAACUCUUACACGCUGGCCGGGCCUUGAGAAUUAUACGAUUAGCCAAGAUGUUGAGUUUGCUAAGACUUUUACGUCUCUCAAGGCUGGUUCGAUACGUCAGUCAAUGGGAGGAAGUUUAUAGACAUGCAAAUACAGGAACAAUAGAACGUAAACUGAUUGUUAAUUUGGAAGCUAAAUUCUGGAACGUGUAUUGGCUUGAGCAGUAUUCCUGGGCUUUAUUUAAAGCAAUGUCCCACAUGCUUUGUAUUGGUUACGGGCGGUUUCCUCCACAGAAUCUAACCGAUAUGUGGCUAACCCUACUAAGUAUGAUCAGUGGCGCCACCUGCUAUGCGUUAUUUCUUGGCCACACCACAAAUCUUAUCCAAACUUUAGAUUCCUCUAGACGUCAAUAUAGAGAAAAGGUGAAACAAGUGGAAGAAUACAUGGCCUACCGUAAAUUGCCCCGGGACUUACGACAACGGAUCACGGACUACUUUGAGCAUCGCUAUCAAGGGAAAUACUAUGACGAAGAGGCCAUUCUUGGAGAGCUGUCUGAACGACUACGCGAGGAUGUCAUCAAUUACAACUGCCGAGAACUGGUCGCAUCAGUUCCGUUUUUUUCAAACGCUGACCAGAACUUUGUUAAUGAUGUGGUCACUAAACUACACUACGAAGUCUUCCAGCCAGGUGACACGAUUAUAAAAGAGGGGACUAUAGGGAACAAGAUGUACUUUAUACAAGAAGGAAUUGUCGACAUCGUAAUGUUAAAUGGAGAGAUAGCUACAAGUCUUUCUGACGGAUCGUAUUUUGGAGGUGAGUAA
Limulus polyphemus (Atlantic horseshoe crab) is the source of this 1824-nucleotide messenger RNA. RefSeq names its product potassium/sodium hyperpolarization-activated cyclic nucleotide-gated channel 2-like. The transcript is spliced from 8 exons. The coding region runs from base 1 to 1824 and encodes 607 amino acids. Gene Ontology annotation, biological process: transmembrane transport; monoatomic ion transport. Gene Ontology annotation, cellular component: membrane. The record is from RefSeq and is a predicted model, not a curated record. Gene Ontology annotation, molecular function: monoatomic ion channel activity. Lineage: Eukaryota; Metazoa; Arthropoda; Merostomata; Xiphosura; Limulidae.